Messenger RNA from Mixia osmundae IAM 14324, 576 nucleotides. RefSeq lists its product as uncharacterized. Lineage: Eukaryota; Fungi; Basidiomycota; Mixiomycetes; Mixiales; Mixiaceae. The transcript is spliced from 3 exons. Gene Ontology annotation, cellular component: cytosol; nucleus. The record is from RefSeq and is a predicted model, not a curated record. Gene Ontology annotation, biological process: guanine deglycation, glyoxal removal; protein deglycation, glyoxal removal. The coding region runs from base 1 to 576 and encodes 191 amino acids. Gene Ontology annotation, molecular function: protein deglycase activity.
AUGUCAGAAAAGCGAGUCUUACUGCUCGUAGCUCAUGGUUCCGAGGAGAUGGAGGUGUCUACUCCGUAUGAUGUCCUAGUGCGAGCUGGUCUUAAGCCGCUGCUUGUGAGCGUUGGCAGAGCGGACAAAGGAAGAGUCGAGCUGUCCCGUGGUCUGCCGAUCUACGUGCACUCUUCCCUCUCGGAUCUACGGUCUAAUGACCUCUUCGAUGCUGUGCUAGUGCCCGGUGGUGUAGCAGGUGCAAGGACAAUCUCAUCUGAUCAGCAUGUUCAAGAGCUGCUCAAGUCACAUUACGAAGCUGGCAAGAUUGUCGGCUGCAUCUGCGCUGGCUCUCUAGCAGUCAAGACGUCUAACAUCGCUCGCGGCAAGACGAUUACAUCGCAUCCAAGUGUGCGAGAUCAGCUCGAAAGAGACUACAGAUACUCGGAUGAGAGAGUCGUUGUCGAUGGCAAUUUGAUCACCUCACGCGGUCCAGGCACAGCUCUGCUGUGGGCUCUCACGCUUGUGGAGGCGAUGUGUGGCAAGGCAAAGCGCGACGAAGUAGCAAGUCCGAUGAUCGUUUCUGCUCAGCUGUAG